GCCGUCCGCCGCCCCCACCGCAGCUUGUCCACCUCCUGACCCAUGAGCGGAAACCACGGUCCACGGACCACGGCUGCGUUCCAGUCCAGGUGGAGGCUGUGCAACCCCGGUUUUCGCUCGCUGCGCCGUGGUUUGCUGCCCAAGGUGGCCGGAGGUUCGUUUCGGUUUGGAUUGAUUGGUUUGAUCAGUCGUGGGGUGAGGGUCUUGGAGUCGAUUGAUCUGGGAUACUGUUAGAGGAUUUGGGGAGGGGGCAAUGGCGACCGCGGGGAAGGUGAUCAAGUGCAAAGCUGCGGUGGCAUGGGAGGCCGGCAAGCCGCUGUCGAUCGAGGAGGUGGAGGUAGCGCCUCCGCAGGCUAUGGAGGUGCGCGUCAAGAUCCUCUUCACCUCGCUCUGCCACACCGACGUCUACUUCUGGGAGGCCAAGGGGCAGACUCCGGUGUUCCCUCGGAUCUUCGGUCAUGAGGCUGGAGGUAUCAUAGAGAGUGUUGGAGAGGGUGUGACUGACGUAGCUCCCGGUGACCAUGUCCUUCCUGUGUUCACUGGGGAGUGCAAGGAGUGCGCCCACUGCAGAUCGGCAGAGAGCAACAUGUGUGAUCUGCUCAGGAUCAACACUGACCGGGGUGUGAUGAUUGGCGAUGGCAAGUCACGGUUUUCAAUCAAUGGAAAGCCUAUCUACCAUUUUGUUGGGACUUCAACCUUCAGCGAGUACACUGUCAUGCAUGUUGGUUGUGUUGCAAAGAUCAACCCUGAGGCUCCCCUUGAUAAAGUUUGUGUUCUUAGUUGUGGUAUUUCUACUGGUCUUGGUGCAUCAAUUAAUGUUGCAAAACCACCAAAGGGUUCUACAGUGGCUAUUUUCGGUCUAGGAGCAGUUGGUCUUGCCGCUGCAGAAGGUGCAAGGAUUGCUGGAGCAUCAAGGAUCAUUGGUGUUGACCUGAACCCCAGCAGAUUCGAAGAAGCUAGGAAGUUUGGUUGUACUGAAUUUCUGAACCCAAAAGACCACAAGAAGCCCGUGCAGGAGGUACUUGCUGAGAUGACCAACGGAGGGGUUGACCGCAGUGUGGAAUGCACUGGCAACAUCAAUGCUAUGAUCCAAGCAUUUGAAUGUGUUCACGAUGGCUGGGGUGUUGCUGUGCUAGUGGGUGUGCCACACAAGGAUGCUGAGUUCAAGACCCACCCAAUGAACUUCCUGAACGAGAGGACCCUGAAGGGAACCUUCUUUGGCAACUUCAAACCACGCACUGAUCUGCCAAAUGUGGUGGAGCUGUACAUGAAAAAGGAGCUGGAGGUGGAGAAGUUCAUCACACACAGCGUUCCGUUCACGGAGAUCAACAAGGCCUUCGACCUGAUGGCUAAGGGAGAAGGCAUCCGCUGCAUCAUCCGCAUGGAGAACUAGAUUUCGCUGUCUGGUUUGUGAUCUGACCUGGGUUGGGUUAAUAAAAGGGGCAAUGCUGAGCCUGCCCGUUCGAUGCGGUAGAUACAGGACCACGCUUGUGUGUCGCGUUCAGUUUGGCUUUGUCAAUCAGUAGAACAGGUUCCCGUGUCUUGUAAUUAUAUAUCGGCAUGAGUCUUAUGAACCACCAUCUUUUGGCGUAAUAUAUAUAUGGUAUGCUACCACUAUGAGUCUAUGAGUUUCAGUCUAUAAACUUCUUCUGGCC
Sorghum bicolor (sorghum) is the source of this 1655-nucleotide messenger RNA. Its product is annotated as alcohol dehydrogenase 1. The coding region runs from base 254 to 1393 and encodes 379 amino acids. Gene Ontology annotation, biological process: formaldehyde catabolic process. The record is from RefSeq and is a predicted model, not a curated record. The transcript is spliced from 11 exons. Gene Ontology annotation, cellular component: cytosol. NCBI's taxonomy places the organism in Eukaryota, Viridiplantae, Streptophyta, Magnoliopsida, Poales, Poaceae. Gene Ontology annotation, molecular function: S-(hydroxymethyl)glutathione dehydrogenase [NAD(P)+] activity; zinc ion binding.